Molecule: messenger RNA, 4080 nt
Organism: Paracoccidioides brasiliensis Pb18
Product: tRNA (cytosine-C5-)-methyltransferase
Exons: 7
Coding region: 1-4080 (1359 amino acids)
Biological process (GO): tRNA methylation
Cellular component (GO): cytoplasm; nucleus
Molecular function (GO): tRNA binding; tRNA (cytidine-N5)-methyltransferase activity
Source: RefSeq, a predicted model, not a curated record
AUGAUCUUUGGUGCUGCCAAAUUUCUACUUGCGCAGAGUCAUACCGAUCUCACCACACCUCCACCCGGGCUUGGAGAGCACUGGGUCAAAAGAUUCCUUCAACGUCAUCCAGAGUAUAAUGAGAUAAAAGAGAAGCAUGGGAUCCAGGACUGUGAUGUCUACAACUUUGAUGAAACGGGGUUCAGAAUAGGAAUCGGCCGUGAUCAGUGGAUUAUAACGCGAGAUCCUCGGAGGAGAACCUAUGUUGGCAGUUCAAAUAACAGGGAAACUCUUACAAUCAUUGAAGGGAUUGCAACUGAUGGCUUUACUAUCCCUCCUUUAUAUAUUCUCACUGCAAAGCAGCUACAAGAGCGGUGGACAGAUGAAAUAGAGAAGGAUGCCAUGAUAGCUACGUCCGACACUGGCUAUAAUAAUGAUCAGAUCUCUUUUCAAUGGAUUCAGCACUUCCAUCGCUCCACCAAAGCCCGCAUCAAAGGAACCCACCGUCUGCUUCUAUUAGAUGGAUUUGAUUCCCAUUGCACCCUCGAAUUUAUGACUUUUUGUGACAAGCACAACAUCAUACCUUUCUAUUUAAUUCCUCACACUAGUCAUCUUUUACAGCCUCUGGACGUUGGUGUUUUUCAGGCUUUUAAACAUCAUCAUUCUGCCGCAGUCGAGGAAGCUACGCGACGUGGUUGUGAGAAGUUCACAAAGGUUGAAUUUCUUCAUGCUAUCACCUCUAUUUGGAAAGCAACGUUCAAGGUUCAUACAAUCAAGCAAGGAUGGAAAGCAACUGGUCUGGUUCCAUUCAAUCCGUCAGUUGUCCUUAAUAAAUUACGUGAGUUUGAAUCAACUCCUAUGGAAUCCAAGGGGUCUGUUUCCACCGACUCAGAGACCUGGUAUACUCCUUCCACCAUACACCAAUUCAAUCGAUAUAAGCGGAAACUGGAGGAUUUGGAGGAGGAUGACAACUAUGACGCGGACUAUAUUUAUAUGGGAUUACAAAAGCUUUAUAAGGGUAGUAUUGCAAUGGCCAAUACAGUGGCUCUUUUGCAGGAGGAGCUAGCUCAAACCUCUGCUGCCACGCUGGCUCGAGAACGCCGCCUCCGCGGCUCGCGGAGGGUGGUUAAUAAGGGAGGUGUCAUAUCCGCAAGCUACUGCCGCAAAAUGACGGCAAUUAAUAAGAAGGUUGAUAUGGAGGAGGCAUUGGAGAAAUUGCGGCCAAAAUGGAAGAGGGUUAUGAAGGAACUUAAGAGGCAGGCAGUAACGUUGAGAUGGCGGAUUACGGUUGAGCUGGCGGGCCCUCGUAAGAGGGCCCGACCAGCAGGUUGCAGUUAUUACAUCAGGGUACGGAGUAAUUACUUUGUGAUCUCUGGAGCCCAAAAUCCUAGCGGGCCGACGUUUUUCCAUAGUCCUCCUACAAGCUUCAAAUUUCAAGCUCAAGUCUAUGAUACUGCGGUGAACAUCGAUUCAAGAAAAAUAUCACUGAACAUGGGCAAACGCGGGAAUAAAAAAAGCGGUGGUGGUGCGGGCAAUCGCGGUCGUCGACCAGAUUUCUCCACGAUAUUGGUUAGGGAGAAUGAAAAAUAUGAAAAUUAUUACAACGGCCUCCAUAUUGUUCCUGAUGAUGAAAAGGAUGAAUUUUGGGCUGCUCUUAGACGGGACCUGCCUAACAGCUUCCGUUUCACUGGAUCCAAAAGCCAUGCCCUUGCUGUGCAAGAACGUCUGAAAGACUUCUAUAUUCCUAAGAUCACAUCAAUCACCCAUGAGGGCAACCCAGUCGAUCCUCCCCAACCCGUGCCCUGGUAUCCCUACCAAUUAGCAUGGUCAAUGACAACUCCAAAAAGUGUGAUCCGCCGUUUUGCGCCAUUUGCUUCAUUCCAAAAAUUCCUCGUCGCAGAAACAGAAGUUGGAAAUAUUAGUCGCCAAGAAGUAGUGAGCAUGAUUCCGCCGCUGCUGCUGGAUGUACGUCCCAACAUGACCGUAUUGGAUAUGUGUGCUGCACCAGGGAGCAAAUCAGCACAGCUGAUGGAAAUGGUUCAUGCAGGAGAAGAGGAAAGAAUGGCAGAGAUUGCAGCGAAACUGGAGUAUGGCGCUGAGACUCAAAGAAAAGAGGGAGCCCCAGACGUUCCUAGGCUGCUUAAUGGAAAAAUAGAAUUGGACGGCUUGGACGACGAUGGGAGAUCGGUGGGUUUGCUCAUAGCUAACGAUAAUGACUACAAACGCGCCCAUUUACUAAUCCAUCAAAUGAAACGCCUUAAUUCGCCGAAUCUGAUCGUUACGAAUCAUGACGCUACAAUGUAUCCUUCUAUUAAAUUGCCAUCUUUGCCUCCACCAGAAGGCAAACCUGUGAGGAAUAGGUACCUGAAAUUUGAUCGGAUUUUGGCCGAUGUCCCCUGCUCAGGUGAUGGAACCUCACGCAAGAAUGUCAAUGUAUGGAAAGACUGGAACCCAUCCAAUGCACUUGGUUUACAUACGACGCAGUGUCGAAUACUUACUCGGGCUUUACAAAUGCUGAAAGUUGGAGGGCGAGUAGUGUACUCGACAUGCAGCAUGAAUCCCGUUGAAAAUGAAGCGGUAAUUGCGAGUGUUAUUGACCGUUGCGGUGGUCCAAGCAAGGUCCACAUCAUGGAUUGCAGCAAUGAAUUGCCCACUCUGAAAAGGUUCCCAGGUCUGAAGAGUUGGAGUGUCAUGGACAAGCAAGGAAGAACAUGGACCAACUGGAAAGAUGUAGAAGAUGCCGUCUCCCAAGGCGAUGAGACGCUUAGCAGGAUGGUGGAAGGCAUGUUCUCUCCCUCCGAGGAGGAAGGUAUCGAUUUAUCUCGUUGCAUGCGUAUUUAUCCGCAUCAACAAGAUACUGGUGCAUUCUUCAUCGCCGUGCUAGAAAAGAGGAGUGACAUUAAGGCAAGGCCUGAGGGGAGUAAAAAGUCCACUGCAGUUUCUACAGCGACGACAGAAACAGGAGCCGAUCAAAAUGCAACCAGGGAGCCGGUUGAUGCAGUAACCACGUUGGAUGAAGCACCCCUCGCUGUAUCGGAAGUUACUUCAGCACCGUCAACGCAGAGCGUACCGAAAAGAACCAUUGAUCAAUCAGGCGAAGAUCCUGCAAACAAACGGCAAAAAGUAGUCGGUACCCAUUUCACCCCACCGACCGUCCCUUCUCCUGAGAAAACCACCGAAGAAACAAUCAAUCACAAUGGGCAGGAUGCCACAGUAAAACCGGAGGACAGCACACAAGCUGCUCCUGCGCAGGAGAUAUCCACGAUAUCUACAGCGCCGUCUCUUCCUGGCAAGCGAAAACCUGGCCAGCCAAUGGAGGAGCCAUUCAAAUAUCUAGAUCCUCAGAGCGCAGAGUUUGAUCAGAUAUUCAACUUUUAUGAUAUAUCACCGCAAUUCCCGAGAGACCGCUUCAUGGUUCGGAAUUCUCAAGGUCGCGCAGCAAAAACAAUAUAUUAUACCAGUACUCUAUCUCGUGAUAUCCUUACCGCUAACGAAGGAGCCGGAAUCAAGUUCGUGCAUUCCGGUGUUAAAAUGUUUGUCAAACAAGAUGUGCAAAGAGAAGACGUUUGCCCAUGGCGCAUUCAGACCGAUGGACUUGCUAUUCUGGAAUCCUGGGUUGGGCCCCGCCGUGUGGUUAAGAUAUAUCAAAAGGAGACUUUGCGGAAGCUAUUAAUUGAGAUGUUCCCCAAGGUAAACGAUGGUGGUUGGAAGCAGCUAGGAGAGAUUGGUGAAUGGGCAAGGGAUAUUGAUAUGGGAUGCUGUGUGUUACGAGUCGAGCCUACAAACAAUGAAGAUGGCUUCCGGGAGCGAAGGGUCCUUCCGCUCUGGAGAAGCAUGUACUCAUUAAACCUCAUGCUGCCUAAGGAAGAACGACGAGCCAUGCUACUCCGGCUGUAUGACGAUGACACGCCGCUGGUGAACACCACACAAAAACGACGGGCAGCUGUCACAUCAACCACCGAGCAACCAUCCGAGGUGAUAGACGUGGCUACAAAUGGCCAAAAUGGGCACACCCCUGCUGUGGCCACUACAGCAGAUACUGCGGAAGCUCCGGUAGAAACGGAUGGAGAGAAUGCUGAGGAUGGGGAUAUGACAGCGUAG